This is a messenger RNA of Oreochromis aureus, 974 nucleotides long. RefSeq names its product microtubule-associated protein 11-like. The coding region runs from base 1 to 663 and encodes 220 amino acids. The record is from RefSeq and is a predicted model, not a curated record. The transcript has 7 exons. Gene Ontology annotation, biological process: cilium assembly. Lineage: Eukaryota; Metazoa; Chordata; Actinopteri; Cichliformes; Cichlidae. Gene Ontology annotation, molecular function: alpha-tubulin binding. Gene Ontology annotation, cellular component: TRAPPII protein complex.
AUGUGUGUCAAAGAUGUGAAGAUUCUUCCAAACUAUAACUCGUCUUACCUUCCCAUGAUGCCUGAUGGCUCAGUUCUCGUAGUCGACGACGUCUGCCACCAGUCAGCGGAGAUCACCAUGGCUUCAUUCUGUCGGAUAGACAACAAAUCAUCACAUCUACCUUGUAUGCUCAGUGCCCUGGAGGAGCAGACCUUCAUUUUUCAGCUGCAGCUACAAGAGAAAGAAGAACAGCAAUCCAGCAAGGGUUUGGAAGUCCCAUUGUUGGCUGUCCUACAGUGGCACAGUCCAGUACAUCCUGCCAUGAGAUGCAUCUCUACUUGUUACUCGAUACCCAGUGUUCACUUAAAUCGUCCAGAGUUGGUGAUGAUGGCGUCCUGCCCAAGGACCGUCAGGCCUCAACAACACUUCUGGGUGAAAUACACACUGCUCAACAAUUUGCAAGAUUUCCUUGCUGCUCGUCUGAUCUGGAAUUCAGAGGGAGGAAGUCAGGAUCCCAGUGUGGGAGCGGUUGUGUGCCAGUCUCCACUCAACAACCUGGGCCAGUGUAAGAAAGGCUCCAUACUGUCCUUCACUGUGGCCUUCCAGAUUCUCAAAACUGGGAUUUUUGAGGUCAGGCGCUAUGGUGGAGCUCCAGACAACAACCUCUCCUGCAGGAACUGUUAAUCGAGCCCCUCACCUGUCCCCCGAUCCCAGCUUUGUUUCACUGGUAAAAAUAGCCAAGAGAGAGUGUAAGGUGCUAGUGCUGGAAUGAAUCAAAGAUGUACACAAAAGGUGAUCUGGACUGUGGGAGCUUAUGACAAAAGCAUCACUGUCCUGUGGCUGUGCUUCAACACAGAGCAGCCGUCAGAUCUUUGUCUUCAUCCCAAGAAGAAGCAACAAUCAUACUAUAAUAAAUGCUAAAGAUGGAGUCAGUGAAUGAGGAAUGAAACAUGAAUCAGAGGACUGGUGCUGAUGAGAUUCUGAUGUGAGCUCAG